Gymnodraco acuticeps is the source of this 5417-nucleotide messenger RNA. Its product is annotated as copine-8-like. Gene Ontology annotation, cellular component: plasma membrane. Bases 215 to 2077 code for a protein of 620 amino acids. Lineage: Eukaryota; Metazoa; Chordata; Actinopteri; Perciformes; Bathydraconidae. The record is from RefSeq and is a predicted model, not a curated record. The transcript has 20 exons. Gene Ontology annotation, molecular function: calcium-dependent phospholipid binding. Gene Ontology annotation, biological process: cellular response to calcium ion.
AGCACCGAGGCGCACAGAGACGCGAUUCCGGCGCGCUGCAGCUCUGCGUCCGCGGUUCUCUCCCCCUUUAUCUCCGCUGCUUUUCGCUUCCAGUAACGUAUGUUAUCGUCUCAACUCAUUGCAAAGCUUCCUUUCCAUCCCUCUUUGUUUCGGUCCCUCUCAUGCCGCCGCUAAGGCGCUGGAUACGGGGCCAAUUGUGAUCCACCAAGCCGCGAUGAAUAUGGCUUGUAUUGGGGACGCAGACCCUUUCACCGCUGCGAUACCUGCCACCAAAGUUGAACUCACGGUGUCUUGUAGAAACCUGCUGGACAGAGACACCUUCUCCAAGUCUGAUCCAAUUUGUGUGCUGUACACCCAAGGGAUAGCCAACAGGGAAUGGAGAGAGUUUGGCCGAACAGAAGUCAUAGACAACACCCUGAACCCAGACUUUGUCCGCAAAUUCAUCCUGGACUAUUUCUUUGAGGAGAGGCAGAAUCUACGCUUUGACCUGUAUGAUUUGGACUGCAAGAGCGACAACCUCUCUAAACACGACUUCUUGGGCCAGGCGUUCUGCACACUUGGCGAGAUAGUGGGCUCCCUGGGAAGCCGCAUGGAAAAACCUUUGAUUGGGAUCCCAGGGAAGAAAUGUGGCACCUUCAUCGUCAGAGCAGAGGAGCUGAGCAACUGCAGGGAGUCCGUGAUGCUGCAGUUUUGUGGCAACAAGCUGGACAAGAAGGACUUCUUCGGGAAAUCAGAUCCUUUCCUCGUCUUUUACCGUAGUAACGAAGACGGAUCGUAUACCAUCUGCCACAAAACAGAAGUGGUGAAGAACAAUCUGGAUCCGGUGUGGCAGGCCUUCAAAAUCCCUGUCAGAGCGCUGUGCAACGGAGACUAUGACAGGAGCAUUAAGGUGGAGGUGUACGACUGGGACAGAGAUGGAGGGCACGACUUUAUCGGGGACUUCAGCACGCGCUACAGAGAAAUGUCAAGGAGCCAGUCGCAGUUUCACGUCUAUGAGGUGCUAAAUCCAAAGAAAAAAGAAAAAAAGAAGAAAAAGUACCAAAACUCAGGAACGGUCACUCUCCUCUCCUGCCUCGUGGACACCGAGCUCUCCUUCCUGGACUACAUCCGCGGCGGGACUCAGAUUAAUUUCACGGUGGCGAUUGAUUUCACGGCAUCGAAUGGUAACCCAUCCCAGCCCACCUCGCUGCACUACAUGAGCCCGUACCAGCUCAACGACUACGCCAUGGCGCUGCGGGCCGUCGGAGAGAUCAUCCAGGACUACGACAGCGACAAGAUGUUUCCUGCGCUGGGCUUCGGAGCAAAGCUUCCUCCAGACGGACGGGUCUCCCACGAGUUUGCCCUGAACGGUAAUCCACAGAACCCGUACUGCAGCGGUAUCGAUGGGGUAAUGGAAGCUUACUACCAGAGUCUCAAAUCUGUGCGCCUCUACGGACCCACCCACUUCUCCCCUGUUAUUAACCACGUUGCCAGGUAUGCGUCAGCAGUGACGGACGGCUCUCAGUACUUCAUCCUGCUCAUUAUCUCUGACGGCGUCAUCACGGACAUGGCGCAGACAAAGGAGUCCAUAGUCAAUGCUGCCUCUCUGCCGAUGUCAAUUAUAAUAGUUGGUGUUGGACCAGCGGAAUUUGAUGAAAUGAUCGAGCUGGACGGGGACGAGGAGAGGAUUUCCUCCCAAGGACGCUACGCAGAGCGGGACAUUGUUCAGUUCGUCCCCUUCAGAGACUACAUCGACCGGCGGGGGAACCACAUCCUCAGCAUGGCUCGCCUCGCUAAGGAAGUUCUCGCUGAAAUCCCAGACCAGUUCCUGUCCUACAUGAGGACCCGAGGGAUCAAACCGGGCCCCCUGCCGCCCCCCUACACCCCCUGUCCCCCCCCCGGCCGUCCACCCCCUCCUCUGCAGACGGGUAAGCCGAAUCUAAAGGACGGAGGCCUCGUUUCAGCGCCGGCCUGCCGACUCUCCUCUCCUCUCUCUGCUUCUUCUUCUUCCUACUCUUCACUGGAAGCUUUUGAGCAACACGGCGAAACUCCAUCGCUCUCAUGGUGCACUUUCGGGAACGUUGAGCCGAGGGAAUGAUCCGGAUAACCCCAAAUAGGAUGCGUCGACCUUUUAGAAGACAGGAUUUUCUCCCAUAGUGGACGAAGGUGGGGGUUUUGCCGGGUCGUGGGGGGGGGGCUUCCGCUCACGUUCCUCCACCUGGAAGCGUGAACAGGAAACAGAUCGCUUGAAGGUGUCAGACCUAAAGGGACCAAACUGCCGAGGCCCUUUUUCUUCUAUUUCUAUUUCCACUUCCUCUGUCUUUCACGAAAUCUCCCGAUAUAUAAAUGUUUACAAAUUUAUACCGCUCAAUGUGAAAACCUUUCAGAAGAGUCUUAUUUUUCGGGUGCGUAAACAGGAGGUUGUUCAAAGGCCCUGGUGCCACAUUCUUUGUUUUUGUUUUUUUAAUAAAUGGAGCAUGUGCUAGUUAAAGAGAAGCAUGCACUGUUGUCCUGCACUCAGGGCUUUGUCCCUUCCACCCCCCCCCCCCCACCCCCACUGCCAUGUUUCAUUAAGAACAAGCCAAUCAUCCACCUGAAAUCUUCCCGCCUCCUGCUCCGUCCACCUGCCGCGACUCUAAGGAAGCUGUGCUCCCUGGGAGUCGGCUCAAAUCAAAUGCAGCAGGGACUUGAACCAGCCUUACUCUUUUGUCGGAAUAAAUGUCCACCAUGGGUUCUCUCCAAGCCCAGAAGUCAAAAACACACAUCACUACCGAACCUGACUGUGUGUUCGAGUCUCUUGUACAUCAGAAGCAUUUUUUGUUCGGUUUGACGUCUCUCUACCUCUCACUUUGUUUCGUAUUGCCAAGAAAAAAAUAAGGUUGUUUGAAUAGCAACGUGUUAGUUCACAGUUUUACAUUUCACACAUAGUAUUCAUGAAUUAUUUGCCAAACUGUAGGGGGAGAAUAAAAGCACUUCCGUAGCUUUCAGAUCAGGUGACUCACACCUUUGUGUUGCAAACACACUGUGAAUAAGAGCACAGAAAAAAACAACUAACCAAAAUGCAAGGAUGCUUUUAUUUGAGCAGCUCCCCGACUGUGAGCACAGUUUUGAACUCCAUGUUGUCCAACUAUAUUGUAACUAAAGGCCAGUAAUAAUCAGUAGCAGGUAGCAAAUCACUUCCUUAGGAAAAGUCACCAAAACAAGACAGUGUUUUCAGUAUCAAACUCUCACCUCCUGAAGCAGCAGCUGCUCUCAGUUUAGAUUCACACUUACAAUGGAUUCCUGUGGCACUUCCCCUGUUUGCACCUAUUGAUUGGAAUAGGUGUUUAUUGGAAACUUUGUAGGUGGAAAACAACUGAGCCUUUCAGAGUUGUGUCUGGGAAAUUAAGAUUUGGUCAUUUACCUGUGGCAGAAAGUAAAAAGAUAACCACAAAAAGUGUAUCUCCAAAUUAGCAACAUACAUUGAUGAAUCAACACAUUCCUACGAGUUGUUGUUACUCCACUUCAACGUAUUUAUUUAAGGAAAAAAAACACAUUUGAACUAAUUUACACAGUUUAGCACCAUUUGAAUCAAAUUCUGAUAAGAGAGUUGUUUAUUUUUCCAGCUCUUUCAAUCUAAUGCGAUCGGAUCAAACAGUCCUGAUAAUGCAGAUUAACUGAGUUUUUGAGGGGUGAAUUAUACAAUGAAGUGGAAACAAAUUGACAAUCCCCGUCAGAUUAUCCUAUUUACAUGACAUCAUAAACAUUUGUAACCACCAUUGGAAUCCAUUUUACGUGUCAUCUGCAAAAGAGCAAGUCUACAGAUGGUGAGUGUUUGAUGCUCACAACGUGGUAGUUUACGUGAAGUAUUCCUCUAUAAAGUGGGGCAAAAUAACACUAAGAUAAAACGGGUAAUUGCACUAAACUUUUAGCCAAGUUUCGGGCUGAAACUCAAAUGCAACCUUGCUGUUUUUUGCCAAUUAAUGAAACCUGUAAAGCAAAGCACAAACUCGUUCCUAUCAGAGCUACAGCCACCGUCCGUAGAGGUGUACAUGUGUGAAGAUCAGCAUGUAUUCGACGCACUGUUGAUCCUUUCAGUACUUUUUCCGGGCCCUAUUCAGUCAAGGAAUCCAUGUGAGAGAAGGUUUACAGCAUUUUUCUAAACGUACGCCUCAAAGUCAUCUUAUAUUCUUGGCUUAACUAAGAUAUCUACUUAUAAACCGCUUGUGAAACAUUUUCUUAGACAUUUAUACACUGUACAAAUGUUUGCCUUUUUUUGUGUAUGGGUCAAUAUACUGUAUAUGUAAAUGCUGCUUCUUUACUGCUGAUAUAACAUUUUAUACUGAGGCCUGUAAUCAUAUUUAAAUCAUGACUAACAGGCCUUAUUCAUGUUUAUACAUAAGUUAAUCAUAUUUAAAUCAUGAACGACAGGCCUGUAUUUUUUAUAAGCAAAUGGUUAGAUACAUAUGUUUAAAGUAGACCACUCCGUAGCAACAUUUUCCUGCCAAAUCCGACAUUUUGUUAGGUGUAGCGUCUCACUGUUGGCCGAGACUCAUUUCCGAACAGACGGUUAUUCAGUUUGACUGAAUAGGGUACUUCAGUGUGGGCACAGGUGGGCCGCUAGAUUUUGUACUCUUCUGUAUUGUCGGGACCCUGUUUUCGACAGCGGGGAUGUCUUAUUGCACAAUGUAGCACUGGAACAGGCAGGAAAAGUGUUUUUAUAUGUACAUAAGUGUAUAAACUCUGUAUAUACUGUAUAUGUAUGUUUUGUGGAGAGUAGACUUGCAGCAAACUGCCGGGACUCUGUGACUCUCCUCCUGAAACACAAGGCAGGGCCUUUCAUUUAUUCAUCACAACAUCUUGUCGACUUCAUCUCACACCCGCACUCUCGUAUACACUGCACAUCCAGUACAUGUAUUUGUAUAUGAAACAUGCAUGACACUUACAUAACUUGGCCAAGGUUGAGUGAGGAUUAAGAGUUUUAUCGCUUGGUUUUUUUCUCAGAGAAACAGCGGUUUCAAAGACGUGAUAUUUAUGCUCGAUACAUCUACUUAAGCAGAAUUCCUCAACCUUUUUAAAGUCAACGGCAUUAGCAAGCUGUUAUGGAAAUGUCUGAAUAGCACAUACAGUAUUCUGUUUAACGACCUUAGAGGCAACUCCAGAUGAAUUAUUUCAAAAGUAAAAAGCACUUAGUGAGAACAAUUCUCCAUAAAAGCUGUGCAUUCCUUGAAUUGCACAAUUUAGAUCUUCAUCAAAUACAUUGUAGAGAAUAAUGACACGCAUGAGGAAAAUUAUUUAUACAAAGUGCAGACUGACAAAAUAGUGGCAAUACUAUCUCAAAGAGCCCCUAUUAUUGUUUUUGGGGUUUCCCUUCCCUCUAGCCCAGGGGUGUCAAACUCAAUUUCAUGGCAGGCCACAUUUGCAUUAAGGUUGCACUCAAAGGGCCGGUUGUGACUUUA